AUGCAAGGAAUGCCUUCUCUCGGACACGAUGAAUCUAAAGAAUCCUUGAAUCAAGGUAACUUUUUUGAGCUUUUGAAAGUUAUUUCCUCUUGCAGUGAUGAGAUAUCUAGUGUUGUACUAAAAAAUGCUCUUGACAAUCUCAAACUAACAUCACCGAGAAUUCAGAAAGACGUCAUAAAUGCAUUUGCUGUUGAGAAAACAAAAAUUAUUGUACAAGAUAUGGGAAAUUACUUUUUCUCCAUAAUAGUUGAUGAGUGUCGAGAUGUAUCUGUCAAAGAGCAAAUGGGUGUUGUGGUGCGAUACAUGGAUAAGAAUGGAUGUGUUUUAGAACGUUUUCUUGGGGUAGUGCAUGUCAGUGACACAGUUGCGACCUCACUUGAGAAGACACUUGAUUCUUUGUUAUCUACUUAUGAUUUAAGUGUAUCAAGUUUGAGAGGGCAGGGAUAUGAUGGUGCAAGCAACAUGAAAGGAGAAUUCAAUGGGUUGAAAAGUUUGAUACUUAGGAGAAAUCCCAGUGCUUACUAUGUACAUUGUUUUGCUCACCAGCUUCAACUCACAAUUGUUGUUGUUGCCAAAAAGCAUGUAAGUAUUAGAUCUUUUUAUAAUAUUGUUGCUCGGUUGUGUAAUGUUGUUGGAAGUUCUUGUAAGCACAGAGAUAUACUUGGAGAAAAGCAAAGAGAGCAUAUUAUAGAACAGAUUGCAAGUGAAGAAAUUGACACAGGGAGGGGAUUGAAUCAAGAGAUGUCAUUAAAGCGGCCUGGAGAUACUCGUUGGAGUUCGCAUUAUGGUACUCUUAUCAACAUGGUACGUUUGUUUUCUUCUAUUGUUGAUGUUCUCGAGUAUGUUGGGGAGAAUGGUCAGGAUGAUUUAAAAAGGGCGGAAGCUGGUUAUGUGUCAGGCAUUAUUAAUCGCUUUGAGUUUGUCUUUGUAUUACAUCUUAUGAGGCAAAUAUUGGGAAUCACACAUGCACUCUCUCAAGUACUACAAAAAAAGAAUCAAGACAUUGUUAGUGCAAUGAAUCUUGUCAAUGUAGCAAAAACAUGUUUGCAAGUAAUGAGGGAAAAAGGUUGGGAAGUAUUGCUUAAUGAAGUUUCUAAGUUUUGUAACAAAUAUGAGAUAGUUGUGCUUGACAUGGAAGAUGAGUUUGUACCUCGAGGAAAAGUGAAACGCGGAGCUGAAAAAAUGAAGAAUCUCCACUAUUGUCGAGUUGAUUUAUUUUGUUCUGUGAUUGACAUGCAAGCUCAAGAGUUAAAUCAUCAUUUUGAUGAAGUUAACACGGACUUACUUUUAUGCAUGUCAUGUUUCGAUCCUAGAGAUUCAUUUUCUGCAUUUGAUUUGGAGAAGCUACUUCGCCUUGCUAGUUAUUAUCAAUUAGAAUUUUCUGGAGUUGCUUUGUAUGAGCUUGAAAAUCAACUUGAAAGCUUUAUUUUUUAUGUGCGGAUGGAUGAAAAGUUUUCACAAGUAGUUGGGAUUGGCGGUCUUGCUCAGACGAUGGUUUCUACAAGAAAGCAUGAAAAUUUUCCAUUGGUUUAUUUGUUAAUCAAGUUGACAUUGAUCUUGUCGGUUGCUACUGCAUCAGUGGAAAGAGCUUUUCCAGCAAUGUAG
Messenger RNA from Salvia splendens (bonfire salvia), 1605 nucleotides. Its product is annotated as zinc finger MYM-type protein 1-like. NCBI's taxonomy places the organism in Eukaryota, Viridiplantae, Streptophyta, Magnoliopsida, Lamiales, Lamiaceae. The record is from RefSeq and is a predicted model, not a curated record. The coding region runs from base 1 to 1605 and encodes 534 amino acids. The transcript has a single exon.